Messenger RNA from Plectropomus leopardus (leopard coralgrouper), 9463 nucleotides. Lineage: Eukaryota; Metazoa; Chordata; Actinopteri; Perciformes; Serranidae. The record is from RefSeq and is a predicted model, not a curated record.
CAGAGCUCCAGUGUGAGCGAGCUCCAGUUCCAGCUGGCCUCCCCACUGUUCUGCUCUUAUGGCGGACUCUCCUCUUAACAACUCCUGGCCGUCCUUCUCCAAACUCUGGAUGAAGAGAUGGUCCUUCAAGAGAGCAUCAGAGUGCAAGCCAUGUAGUCCACCCUGCGGGCCCCCCAGUGCCCAGCUCAGUGCCCAGCCUCAUACUCCCAGCGGGACUGGAUCCUCCUCCUCACUAUCCCCCGCCUCCAUCGCUGAGGAUGUCUUCUUUGGUAGCACCAAUAAAGAUCAGGAUGCGUGUUCAGUAGUCAGUGACUACGACUGCCCUGGCUGUGUGGAGCUGAGCAGCAGUGUGGAGGACCUGCUGGCCCUCAGCUCUCUCAGAGACUCUGAGUAUUUUAAAGACCUGGAGGGAGGGACACCCGUUUCACAGCCCCCUGCAUCCACAGUAACCACAGUCCCAGAGAGCAAAACCCUGACUGCCGGCCUACAGGUGUCCCUAAACACAGACAGUCCUGCCAUCAGUGAGCCUGUACAGACUGCUUUGAGCACACACUCGCCUCAGGUCAAUGCACCAUCUUCCCCCUACUAUAAACACCCCACAGAGGAACUUCAUCAAAACUUUGUGGUCACUCAGCUGAGUCCGAAGUUAUUGCCGGGUUGUAUCAUUGAAAGCGGUGACUCGUCUGGCCCUGCAGUAGGGCUUAGCUUGACAAUUAAUCUGAAUGGACUGUUAGGAUCAAUGGAAACAGCAAAAGGAAUAACGGGAUCUGAGGAAGUGGAGGAGCAACCCAGUAUGGAUUUAGAUGGAGAGACAGACCUGGACAGCUUUCCUAUUCUGGUCAGAUCCAUGUCAACAUCUCGGAGGCACAGCUGGGGCGUCCCUGUGUCCCCUGUUAACCUGGGGAGGAGACUGAGUCUGGACACCACGGCCAUGGACAGCGAUGGAGAGAGAGAGGAUGAUGAGGAGGAGGGACAGAAAAGUCUUCUCCAGUCCACCCAGGAGCAGGAGUUCAGCUGCACAGCAUGUCCUGGAGAGGAGACAGAUAGCUCCAGGCUGAUGGUCCCAUGUCAAAGAGCCAGGGUCACUAGCAUGUUCUCUCAGGCUGGUGGUGUUCAUGGAAGGCAUCUGUACUCCCGCUCAGAGAUCCUCGCCACAGACGAAUGUUCCCGUGCUGCACACAUCUCUCGUGUUGUGCAGACAUCAAAACAGGCCGCAAGGGCAGCAGGAGCAGAGGAGUUCGACCCUGAAGAAAAUUUACAUUCUACUGAAGGACAUAUAGCGAAGCAGAGGAACAACAGAUCAGACAGCAAAGUUUCAGGAAAUGUCACUUGGUACGAGUUCCUCUCUAAUGAGAAUGAAGAAGAGGAGGAUCGUAUGGAGAAGGUGGAGAAAGGCACCAAGGUGAAGAGGACUCUCAGCUCUCUAAGGAACAGGGUGACUGGCUCCUUCAAUAAAGACAAGGGUAAGAACCGAGAAAAAGAGCAGCAGAAAGAGAGGGGGAAGGAGAAGGAGCGGGAAGCCAAAGAGAAAGAGAAAGUGUGCAGUGGCAGCAGCAGGAGCAACGGGCAUUAUCUGGUGCCGGGUGCUUUCUCCAGCUGUGCCACCUGCUCACUGUGCAGCAAGACCCUGCAGAGAAAGCAUGGCCUGCAGUGCAUGAAUUGUGCUGUGAACGUUCACAAGAGCUGCAAGUCUCUGCUGGGUGAGUGCACCAGCAGCAGGAAUAAGAGAGAUUCUCUACCGAGGACUGGCCCAUCCGGAUCUCCUAACCUUGCGCUAAAAGACCGGGACAGAGAGAGGGAGCACUCAGGCCCAGCCUCAUCACAGGCCCUGGAUGGCCACCCAGGUUUUCUCAGCACCCCAGGCAUGACCAUUAGUACGUGGGGACCUAGCACUCAUUCGACUGCCGCCCAUACUACCAGCUUCACCACAGCCUAUAGCCUUGGCCACAGCCUCCGUCACGACAACAGCUCAGGAUCCCUCCCUGGGGAGAUGGAUGAGACGGACGCUCUCCGCUCCAAACGCUGCAACGAAGACGCCAUUUCUCUCGCUCCCUCCACCGCCGAGUCCAUCAUCGUUGAAGAUGCUCACUAUACAGCAGUGCGGGCUGACCUGGAGUCUGAUGCCCAGGACCUGGAGGCAGAGUCAUGGAGUUUGGCAGUUGAGCAGCAGUAUGUUAAGAAGCACUCUAAAGAAAUGGUGAAGAGACAGGAUGUUAUAUACGAGCUGAUGCAGACGGAGAUGCACCAUGUGCGGACGCUGAAGACAAUGCUGCGUGUGUACGUCCGGGAGUUGAAGGAGAACCUCCAGAUGGAUUCGGGCAGGCUGGACUGUCUGUUUCCCCGGUUGGAAAACCUCCUUGAGCUUCACACACAUUUCCUGUCUCGCCUCAAAGAGCGGCAGCGAGAAAGCCUGGUCUCCCCCAACGACAGGAACUACACUAUCAACAGAGUAGCAGACAUCCUGAUCGCACAGUUCUCAGGUGAAAUAGGAGAGAGGAUGAAGGACAGCUAUGGAGAUUUCUGCAGUCACCACACUGAAGCCGUCAGCUACUACAAAGAACAGCUACAAAAUAACAAAAAGUUCCAAAACAUCAUACGGAAAAUCAACAACUUGUCUAUUGUGCGGAGGUUAGGAGUGACCGAGUGUAUUCUGUUGGUGACGCAGCGCAUUACCAAGUACCCAGUGCUAGUGGAGCGCAUUCUGCACAACACUGAAGCUGGUACAGAGGAGCACGAGGAUCUGACUCGGGCGCUUGGUUUGAUUAAAGACACCAUAGUGCAGGUUGACACGCUGGUUAAUCUCCACGAGAAGAACUCGCGACUGCGAGACAUACACAACAAGAUGGAGCCAAAGGCACUGGGGAAAAUCAAAGAUGGUCGAGUUUUUCGCAGGGAGGACCUUGCGCAGGGCAGGAGACGGCUCCUGCAUGAGGGCACAGUCAACUGGAAGGCUGCUUCUGGCAGGCUCAAAGAUAUUCUUGCAGUGCUCCUGUCAGAUGUGUUACUCUUGCUACAAGAGAAGGAUCAGAGAUAUGUAUUUGCUACAGUGGAUAACAAGCCGUCAGUGAUCUCCCUUCAGAAGCUGAUUGUCAGGGAAGUGGCCCAUGAGGAGAAAGCCAUGUUUCUUAUCUGCGCCUCCUCCAAUGAGCCAGAGAUGUAUGAGAUCCACACCACCUCCAAGGAGGAGCGAAAUACUUGGAUGGCUCAAAUACGGCAAGCUGUUGAGAGUUGUCCUCAUACAGAAGAAAGGCUGUUCAGUGAGGAGGAAGAGGCACGAGCUUUCAGGUUUAAAGAAUUUCAAGAGCGGCUUAGCCAGAAGGAUGCAGUGGUCGUCCAGGCUCUAACUGAUAAGCUGCAGCUCUUUGCGGACAUGGCAGAGUCUGUGGCAGGUCUGGAGGACACAGCUUCUCGUUCCAGACUUCUGCUUCGAGGAGACGCCUCAGACCUCCAGCAGGGGGAGGCUCUGCUCAAAGGAGCUAUCACUGAGGUGGAGAACCUUCAGAACCUGCUGCAGUCCGGAGUGAGGGAGGAGGCGCCAACCUCCCGGCUGGAGGACGGGGGCGGCUCAGGGGUUCUGCCCAGAAGAGCGGAUACCUUUGGGGGCUAUGACAGCAGCCCCACCAUCCUGAGUAAGAAUGGCAGUGUGAAGAAGAACUUUUCUGGCGAGUCUAGAAACAGAGACAGAAGCCAGAGAGCCAGUUCUGACCCUCAGCUCAAAGACCUCUGUGGCAGCCACACCCUGGAGCAGACGGUUGAUGAGAGCUGCUGCUCUCCUGCCAGAUGGAACCGCAUCUGGUCCAACUCCUUCCCUGAGGCUGAGUUCUUUGACAGAGUGCUGAUGCUCUCCCAAAGGCUCUAUAGUCUGCAGGCUAUCAUAUCACAACAGGACAGUCACAUCGAGCUGCAGCGAGCCUCGUUGACGGAGCGGGCCUCCCUGCCCGGCCGCCACAGAGGGAAUGUGCUCCUGGAGCAGGAGAAACAGCGGACUCUGGCCCUGCAGAGAGAAGAGCUGGCCAGCUUCCAGAAGCUGCAGUCUCAGCAUCGGCAGGAGCAGCAACGCUGGGAGAGGGAGAGGGAGAGGCACCGGCACCAGGUCGAGGCCACUGAAGCCCGGCUCCGACAAAGGGAAGAGGAGUGCAGACGGCUAGAGGAGCAAUUGUCAGAAGAGCGGAGGGAGCUGGAGAGUCAGAGGGAGACAUACCAGCAGGACCUGGAGAGGCUGAGAGAGUCCACCAGAGCUGUGGAGAAAGAAAAGGAACGCCUGGAGCACCAGAAGAAGAUCAAGAGGAAGACUAUUGAGGUGGCUCCUCUGGCCGGCAGUCUGAACGGAGAUCUCCUCCUGUCCUCUGGCCUUAACACCUCCACCAGUGUCUCCGACCUGCCGCUGCCUCAGAAGCCCCUUGUGCGUGCCAGCCUGUCUGUUGCACCAGCUGACUAUCCAGAGCGCCCUGAAGUGAUGUUGCGACGGGACGUGAGCUCUUCCACCCUGCCACUGAAGACAGAGGUGCCCCUGCAUCUCUUUAGCACCACCAACCAGCAACACAAACUGGUGGGGGUGCAGCAGCAGAUCCCCACCAAGCUGGCCGCCUUCAGCAGCGGCAAAGGGAAAGGAGGCAAGAUUGGUAAAGCCUCACAUCGCACUGACAGCACCGCCUCUGUGGAUAUGAAGCAGAUGCUGCCGCUGAAGCUGUCCGCCCGAGACGACAACGCCCUCAAGGCCAAGCGCUCCAUCAGCCCCCACCAGCAGCUCCCGCUGUCAGCCCCUCCUCAGCCUCACUCCCUGCAUCACCACGCAGAUCAACUCAGUCCUCCAGAGAUCGCGGGGGCAGACACCCAGUCCACCUCCUCCUCCAUCAACACCUCGCACCUUCCAAAUGUGCAGAAGCCCCCCAUGCCUCCUUCACAGUCCCAUCCUCAGCCCUCCAUGCAGCCUCCCACCAUCCCUCCCCACUCACAGAGCACCGGCUCCCUCCAGCUCCAGUCCCAUCUGCAGCCGCAGGGCCUCAGUCCAAACGCCCACACACAUGUCCAGGUAAAUGUUCACGGGCUCACUCACAGCCACAGCAUGCCGCCACCUUACAAGAUUGCCACAGAGGACCUCAAUAAGGAGGACGUAAUCUUCUUCUAAACUCUGAAAUCCAGUGCUGAGCACAAAAACAAAUAAAUUACGGGACUGUUGCAAGUCAACAAUGUGUCAACCUCCAAGGAGCCACUUAAAUGCGAUAAUGUGAUGUUCACGGUGUGUUAAGUGAGGGCAGGUGUUGUGUUAGUAACAAGGUAAAAUGGUUUUAAUAUCUUUACAAAGCAGCAAUCCACAGCAGAGACUGCGUCAGCACUUCUGUGGUCUGUGCAGAAAGACAAAUAACAUUGAAGAAAAGAUGACAUUUUAACACCGCUUCUCCAUCUAUGUUUUUAAGAUGCCACAAUUUCUUACUAUUUAAUUCUUUAAUUCUUAACUCAAGAGGACAACAAGUAUGAGGAGGAAACCUUUGGCAAAACAAAGACUUGUUGUAAUGUGUUCGAAAAGGUUUAAAUGAAGUUAAAACAAUCCAAAGACAGCUACGAGAGCUAAAGGGGAUGUGAAUGAAAGAAACAAUGCGAAAGAAAAACGGUUGAAUAAUUUGCAGGAGAGACUGGACAGGCUGGUUAGUGAGGCAUAAAAAGUAAAAGGUACAGCGAUGGUGCUUUGGCCUUAAACGUCUGCAUCUACGGGACCUGGAUUCACAAGAAAUGACUCAGCAGGAAGUCAGAAAUGAUCUAACUCUUGAUACAGGAACACUUUCUGCUCGAUGUUUUGUUUGCACAGUAUAAAUAGUCCAUUCCAGACUAAUGAAUGAACUUUUAUGGACUAAAUGUUUUUGUUUGGUUGUACAGGUGUCAAAGUUGUGAAGGUUCAUUUGAUUUUGUUCUUUUUAACCAUGCAUAUUUCAGAAGGCUAAACUCUGUAGAAUACAUUUCUAGUGUUGCCACCGGUUGUCAAACCGGAAAUUGUUUUUUCAGUCAGUUGUGUAAUUCAUUUCAAUUAAAGCAGAGAGCAGCUUGUGGCAAAUUCUACAGUUUGUACAACUCAUGCAGAGUGAGACAAACUCAGGGAAGUCUUUAAAAUGUCUGUACGGUUUGAGGCUGUGUUUGGUCUUUUCUUGCAUUUUUCUCAAAAACACACAGGUUGUACUGUGCAGUCAUGCUUGCACUAAUAAUAUUUCUAAACACUGUUUCACAAGUACAUACAGUUUCAUUUUUGCAAUUUAGAAAGUGGGUCAGCUGAUUGAUAAAAAUCACUUCUUUACUACAGAAAUUUGCGACAGAGAAAAUAUGCAUUAAAACAUUUACCUUCAACAAAUUGACCCUCAACCUUUAAAAGUUUAAAGGUACCGUAUAUUUCCAAAACUAUUAGCCGAGCAGACAUCCAGAUAAUGAGCUAAACUUUGCAGCACACUGUACCCUGUAGACAUAAAAAAGGCCUCACUGAGUUUGUUUCAUUUCACAAAAACGAUCCCUUGAAGAGACACAUCUUUGAAACACAUCUGUUGCUAUUUAAGUGGAUUUACAGUGCACUGUAUAAUUCAUGACAUUUCAUGCUGCAUGUUGUUUUAAGGGCAAAAUUAACUCAAAAAAGAAAACAUUCAGGGGUAUAUACUUUUAAGAGAGCAAACAUAAUCACAUAUUUGACAGAGUUAAUGUGCACUGAAAAUAUUAAAUUCCAUCUUCAUACUAAAAGGAAAUCUAACUUAAUGAUGCUGCACUAGUAAAUACAGUAGAAUAAAGCCACUGUGUGCUAUUCCCAAACGUGAACUAAGAUUUUACAGAUAAUUCAGAUCAAGAAGGCAAAUAUCCACACUGGGGCACAGUGUUAACACUGUUUUAUAUCUCUAUCUCUGUUAUUUUAAAGUGCACAUUUUUCUUGCUUAACCACUCAUACACAGUUUACACAUGUGCUGAGUCUUCUGGAGAUUCAGCAAUUUAAAGUUGAUGGUUUCAGGUCUAAUUUUUCACUCAAGUCAGGAAAUGAAAAGUUCAUGAGAUCGACAAAUCACGUUUCUGAAAGCUCGUGUCUCCUCACUUUGCUGACAUUGCAAUUUUUUAAUCUGUCAGGAUGGGAUCGUUUCAGCAGAGCCGGUAUAUCUUUGAGACAUGUAUUCAGAUGUCAGUUUUAAUUGAGACCCUGAGGUCUCAUUGACAGUGUGUUGUAUUGAUUUGCUGAUGACAUUUCAUUAGCUGGGUCUUAAAUCUCUGGGCCUGACAGAGAGGCGGCACUGUGACGGCGGCAGUGGUCCCUCAGCAAAAAAUGACGAUCAGCUGUUGUCUAAAAUUUCAAUCUUUUUCUGUCUUCAUAGAAGAAAUAUGGCGAUGUCCAUCUGAUUUUCUUUCUCUGUAUAUACAUGAGAACCCUUUAAAUCAUGUAGGAGAUGACACAUGAAUGAAAAAUGGAGGGAAGAUUUUUGUCUCUGUUAAAGUAAGCUUGUCUCUGAAGCUGUGAUCGCUAGCCGGAGUCUUUGUGUAUAUUAUGUAUAUUGUUGUACAUACUCUGUCUUCUGCACCGGCCACCCUCUUACACAUUCUUGUAUUAGGAACAGAGAUAUUUGACGUGCAUCAAGAUGCAAAAGUCAGCCAAAAGUCUGUUUGUGCAUAUGUGUAUAUACACUUAAAAUACACACGUGGCUGUGUAUGUGCAAAACGGUAGCCUUGCUUGGGUAGACUUGUGGCAGUUAAAUGAAACCACAAUCAGUCUUUGCUGUUGUUUUUGAAUGAACUGAAAAUGAAGGUGUGCAUAUUUAAUCUCCUGAUGUGUGUUGAUGUUGUAGCAUUGAAGCCGUGGUGCACUGUCUGUCGUCGCUCUCCUGAAAUUCAUGAGUGAUGUUUCACCAAGAUUAUGUAGCAGUCGUGAAAAUUAAAACAUCAGCUUGUUUCAGUUGGUUAAACCAAAGACACAUUUGGCUGACUGAGUUCCUGUCCGUGCUCUUGUAUUAUGGAUAAGUGACACUGCUCUGGUUGUGUGGUCGUCCACAAAGUCUUAUUACUCGUGAAAACAUCUUCCAGGGAGUGUCCAUCACAUGUGUGUUUACAGCACAUUGUAGCUCAUAUCCGGCUACAGGUCUAAUUUUUGGUUUGCUGUUUGUUUUCUUUCCAUUCUCGCAUCAUGAUCACAUUUAUCUCUUUAUACACAGAGACACACUUUGAAACCAGAGCAUACACAAACAGUAAAUCAAAUAGGGUGUUGACGUGCCCCGGUUUUCUGGUUUACAGUGGCACAACCCAACUCAGGAUAUGAGCUCAUCUGAUACAUUUAUGUGCACCGUCUCUUAAACACAACUACUAUGAAAUAUCUAUGUAUGUGCAUGUGCACACACUUGGUGAACAGACUCAGUUCUGCAUCCAAGCUUUUUUCCCCACAGCUUUCAACCAUAUCAUAUGGUCUUCAUCAGAUUAUUUAAAGGGAUACUUUGCCGAUUUCAAGCACCAACUUCAAAACUAUUUGAAUGUUUCUACUUACCAGACAGGCCAGUUUUACUAAAAUACCAUUUUUCCUGCAAUAAAAUACUUCAUUAAAGGCCCUUACAGACUAGAGGUCCUAAAAAUGCGGCUGAUAAAAUCAUGACAGCUGUUGAUCUCCUGCAUCAUGACAAGUGAGCAAACUCCAUUUGCUAAUGAAGACCAUGUGAUACGGUUGAAAGCUUUGGAAAAAGUGGAGCUCGAGUUGGGAUUAUUUUGUCAAACCGCUAUUUCCAAAGUUAAGACCAAUCUCUCAUGCUUAACUUUUCAAGACAUUCCCACAUCUGUCCAUUUUCUUGUGAAGUGUCUCCUUUAUUUCUGAAUGAGAGAUGCUGGGCAGCAAGAAAAUUGGUGUAAGAGCACUUUAGUUUUGCUCCAGGUACGAGACUUUUAGUGAACCUCAACUGAAGAGGUGGAUGGUGUCUUGUUGGUGCCGCUGUUAAGAUCAGCUCAAGUCUUAAAUGUUCUUUUCCUGUACUGAAAUGCUGUUUGCUCUGUUUGAAAAUUUGGAAGCCAGUCAGUCACAUCACUGUGUGUUUCUGUGUGUGUGUGUGUGUGUGUGUGCGUGUGUGCGUGUGUGCGUGUGUGUGUGUGUGUGUACGCUCACCACCAAAAACACAGCGGAAACGUUUCUAACUAACUUUUUUCCAGUGGUGUUUUUUUUUUUUUAAAAUGCAUACACUCAUAAGCGACCUGUAAUGUGUAAAUAACCAAGAACAUAUUUCAUUCCCUCUGCCAAUUUUACACUAGUCACUUUGGAUAGUAGCAUACUUGAAGGGGAAAAUGAAUGUUUAUAAUGCUUAUUAUUAUUGUGAACUUUUAUUUACCAAGAGCUGUCUAAUGACAUUUGUAGCACACAGCAAAACUGAUUUUUGUACCAUUUUAUUUUAUUCACUGCAAGAUGUUAGGACAACCUGUGGACACAAACUGCUGCCUUAGAGAGAGUUUAGUAAUAAAAAAAGUCUUGAAAUAA